This is a messenger RNA of Arachis duranensis, 698 nucleotides long. Its product is annotated as protein RALF-like 24. The record is from RefSeq and is a predicted model, not a curated record. The transcript has a single exon. NCBI's taxonomy places the organism in Eukaryota, Viridiplantae, Streptophyta, Magnoliopsida, Fabales, Fabaceae. Bases 9 to 395 code for a protein of 128 amino acids.
CAUAGACAAUGUACCAUCCCAGAUUCAUCAUCUUGACCUUCCUAUAUCUGUCACCUGUUCUUCUCUCAAUCUGCUAUGGCCUAUCUGUUGUGGAUCUCAAUUUGCUGAAACACAGUGAUAAAAGUGGUGUAAUUACCAAAAGGGUAUGCACCAAGAGCAUUGUGGAGUGCUUGGAAGAAGAGACAGAAAUGGAUUCAGAGAGUAACAGAAGACUAAUGCAGCAGCAGCAGCAGCACAGGUACAUUAGCUAUGAGACACUGAAGAGGGACAUGGUUCCAUGUGAUAGAGCAGGAUCCUCUUACUACAGUUGCAAAGCAAGAGAAGCAAACCCUUAUAAUAGAGGCUGUGAAGUUAUUACUGCAUGUGCAAGAGGUUCUCAACCCAUCAGAACUUGAUUUUCUUCCCCCCAUUUUCUCUCCUUUUCCUUCUAAUCUUGUUUUGUUUUAUUUAUGACUUGUGAGCUUCCUAAAAAUCCCUACUUUUUGUUUGCUUAUGCAAUGUAAUGUAAACAUAAUACUUUUUUUUUUGUGACUAAACAUAAUAUAUUUAUAUAUUAGAUAUUUCAACUGGGGAGACAUGGUUGAGUUAUCACUGAAGUGUGGAAUUGUUAUUCUGUUGAACCAGUUGCAUAAUUUUUGUUAAUCUUUGUUUGCAUAAUUUUAAAUGCUUUCUUUACCUUCUUUGUUAAAUAUAUAUCU